Molecule: messenger RNA, 1357 nt
Organism: Bufo gargarizans (Asiatic toad)
Lineage: Eukaryota; Metazoa; Chordata; Amphibia; Anura; Bufonidae
Gene: MSRB1
Product: methionine sulfoxide reductase B1
Exons: 4
Molecular function (GO): peptide-methionine (R)-S-oxide reductase activity
Source: RefSeq, a predicted model, not a curated record
UUAUACAUAAUACUGACUGACGGUCUAUUCUAGAAGUAAGAGCCGAGGUGGUGGCCGUGAAGGGUCAAUAUUAGACGAUUCCGCAAAACAACGACAUGUCGUUCUGUUCGUUCUUUGGAGGGGAGAUUUACAAAGACCACUUCAAGAAUGGGAUGUACGUGUGCGCCAAGUGCGGGUACGAGCUGUUCUCCAGCCGCACCAAGUUUGAGCAUUCCUCGCCCUGGCCCGCCUUCACAGAGACCAUCCACGAGGACAGCGUCUCCAAGUAUGUAGAGCGGCCCAACGCUCUCAAGGUCUCGUGUGGGAAGUGCGGCAAUGGACUCGGCCAUGAGUUCUUAAACGACGGCCCCAAGAAAGGACAGUCCCGCUUCUGAAUAUUCAGCAGCUCGAUUAAGUUCAUCCCUAAAGACAAAGUCGACGGGGGAGCGAAUCGAGCUUAAAGCCCCAACAAACCCCACCAUCAGCGGGACGCCCCCAACCUUCCCCCACGCCCCAUCAACAAAUGAAUCGGAUGAGGUAAAGCCGCCACCGGACGUCUCGUCUGAUGAAAACGUUACGUGAUGGCGUCGGAUGUGGUUCGGAGCGUCUUUCUGGAGCUGAUCACAUUGCAUCCGCAGCGUGUCAGCCGCACACGCACAUUCCCUCCCCCACCCCUCCACCCAGCGCGCAGCCGGCGGGGGCUCUUACCGGUUAUUUUACAUGGAUGAUAGUGCCUGGAAUGGCAGGAAAGAGUAAAUCGUAGCUGGUUAUCACUGCGCCAGUGUUUUAACAGUAGAUGAUGGUAAAUUUGGGCCUUGUGUAAUCAACCUGAUUGGGGUAUGGGCACACGCUGGCAAGCCAUGCCCACCCGCAGCCGCUAAUGGCCGGGCAGCUUCGUGAGUUAAUCGUGCAGCCAGGGUGAGCAUGCCUGUGCCGCAUCAUGCCUUCCUGGUAGGUUGGUGGAUGUCCUCCAUAUUUAAAGGGGGUUUUCUGGGAUUUUGAUAUUUGAUAUCUUCAGGAUAUGUUAUUAGUGUCUAUCUGAUUAUGGGGGUCCGACUCCCGGCACCCCCCACUGAUCGACUGUUUGAAGAGGCCACAGCGCUCAGGUAAGUGCUACGGCCUCCUCACAGCUCACCAAGCGCAGCGCCAUCCAUUGUAUAGUGGCUGUGCUUGGUAUUGCAGCCCAGGCUUAUUCCCUUGAAUGGGACGGAGCUGCGCCUGGGCCAUGUGACCGAUAAACGUGAGGGCGCAGUGAGCACUGGAGCAUCUUGGCCAGCUGAUAGUUGCGGGUGUCGGGAGUCUGAGCCCACCAAUUGGAUAUUGGUGACCUGUCCUGAGGCCAUCAAUAUCUAAAUCACGGAAAUCCCCUUUUAAAGUG